AUGGCCAAUACAUCAUCAGAGGCCCUCGAGGUCCUCAAAAGCCUGGAGCAGGAACAAGGCGACUUGAGGAAACACCUCGCGAUCAUCCGCAUCAGCGAGCCCAUCUCCGCCGAAGCCGUGGACUCGAAUGCAUCCCCUGCGAAGCGUGGCUCUGAUGUUUCCGUGUCGAAUCUGAACGACCCGACCCCCGCAUCUCUCGAGGCGGAUCUCACCCAUUACAAAGAACUCUUUUCAAAGCUGCGAUUUUCUUACCUCGAGCAAGUCACCAAAGAAAAAUUCCUGCGCGCCAUUGUCGGCGAUCCACCGGUUGUGGUGGGACACAAUGAGAACGUGGAAUUGGAGACACAGCUGGCGGAAGUGAAGGCGGAGCUCAAGGCGAGCAAGGAGGAGGCGAGUGCUAUGAUCGCCGAAAUGGAGAAGAUGGGCCGGAAUUUGGCCAGUCGAUACAAAACGGUCCAGCUUCAAAUGACACAGCUCUCUACGCUUCCCGACGCUAUCCAGAACCUGGAAUCUACAAUCGCCGGCCUUCGUGCCCGACAGGUUGCGAAUAUGGAUUCCGCUGACCCUAGCAUUACCUCCUCGUCCCAGAACCUGCCUUUGCCUGCAACUCUGACGCGGCUCUCAGAGCGCGAGGCGGAAUUGGCGGCGCUGAACCGACAAUUGGCGGCUGUCCAGAACACAUUACCACGGAAGACGCGAGAGGCAGAGGCAAUGGAGCGAGAGAUCAGCGUGCUUGAGCGACGGAAGGAGGAGACAAUUGCCCAAGCCCGUGAGGCGCAGCGGAAGAAGCAAGAAGGAGAAAGCGACGGGCUGGAGGAGAUGGGGCGGUGGUAUAGAGGUGCGGAGGAAACGCUCAAGGAAAUCGUGGACGUGGAGGGCUGA
Messenger RNA from Penicillium lagena, 882 nucleotides. RefSeq lists its product as uncharacterized. The transcript is spliced from 3 exons. The record is from RefSeq and is a predicted model, not a curated record. Gene Ontology annotation, cellular component: kinetochore. Lineage: Eukaryota; Fungi; Ascomycota; Eurotiomycetes; Eurotiales; Aspergillaceae. The coding region runs from base 1 to 882 and encodes 293 amino acids. Gene Ontology annotation, biological process: protein localization to kinetochore; attachment of mitotic spindle microtubules to kinetochore; kinetochore assembly.